AUGGGGCUGCUCUGGGGCAAAUGGUGCCCCCGUCUGCCGGCCGGCGGCCAGCCCACCCCAGUCGCCGCGGCCCGGAGGCCCCAGAGCGUCAUGUCGGAGAGCAAGGAAUGGGCCACCCUGAGCCCCGAGGAGUUCGCCCACCUGCAGAAGUACAUUGACUACAGCAGCAGGAAGGUCCAGGACGUGCUGCAGGACUUCUAUGGAGAUGGCGCCUUGGUGCAGCACCUGCAGGGAGACUCGAUCGACUUUGAGGGCUUCAAGCUGUUUAUGAGGAGCUACCUGGAGGCCGAGGAGAUCUCGGACGCGCUCUGCCAGCACCUCUUCCUGUCCUUCCAGACCUCGCCUGGGGAGGCCCCCGGGCAGCAGCCGGGCCUCGGGGAGCAGCCAGCCAGCGGCCUCGUCUGUGUCAACGACGUCUCCUGCUACUUCUCACUGCUGGAGGGGGGGCGCCCCGAGGACAAGCUGGAGUUCACCUUUAAGCUCUACGACAAGGAUGGGAACGGCCUGCUGGACAGUUCGGAGGUGGAUCGGAUCAUCACCCAGAUGAUGCGAGUGGCCGAGUACCUGGACUGGGACGUCACAGAGCUCAAACCCAUCCUGCAGGAGAUGAUGAAGGAGAUCGACUAUGACGAUAGCGGGACGGUGUCGCUGGCCGAGUGGCUGCGGGGGGGGGUCACCACCAUCCCCCUGCUGGUGCUGCUGGGCCUGGAAGUGAACAUGAAGGACGACGGGCAGCACAUGUGGCGGCUGAAGCACUUUAACCGGCCUGUCUACUGCAACGUCUGCGAGACCCUCCUGGUCGGGCUGCGCAAGCAGGGCCUGUGCUGCACCUUCUGCAAGUUCACGGCCCACGAGCGCUGCGCCCGCCGGGCGCCCCUCAGCUGCAUCAGCACCUACGCCAAGUCCCGCAAGGACACCAGCGCGCAGAGCCACGUGUGGGUGAAGGGCGGCUGCGAGGCCAGCAAGUGCGACAAGUGUCAGAAGAAGAUCAAGAGUUUCCAGAGCCUGACGGGGCUUCACUGCGUCUGGUGCCACCUCAAGAUCCACGAGGAGUGCCAGCCCAGCGUGCCCCCGACCUGCGACUGCGGGGCCCUGCGGGACCACGUCCUGCCCCCUUCGGCCAUCUACCCUGUCGUGCUGGAGAGGCAGAACAGCCAGAAGAACGAGGGCGGGACCCCGGUGGAGGAGACGCUGCAGCCCUGCACCACGCCCGAGGGCCAGGCGCUGCGGAUCAUCCCAGUGCCCGACACCCACCCCCUCCUGGUCUUCGUCAACCCCAAGAGCGGCGGGAAACAGGGGGAGAGGGUGCUCCGGAAGCUCCAGUAUCUCCUCAACCCGCGGCAGGUUUACAACCUGAUGAAGGGGGGCCCGGCCCCCGGGCUGAACUUUUUCCGGGACGUGCCGGAUUUCCGAAUCCUGGUGUGCGGGGGGGACGGCACCGUGGGGUGGAUCCUGGACGCCAUCGAUAAAGCCAACCUGCCCCAGCGCCCCCCGGUGGCCGUGCUCCCGUUGGGCACCGGCAACGACCUGGCACGGUGCCUGCGCUGGGGAGGAGGCUACGACGGGGAGAAUCUGCGGAAGAUCCUGAAGGACAUGGAGAGCAGCAGCGUCCUGCUCAUGGACCGGUGGCUGGUGCAGGUGACCCCCGAGAACCCCGCGGAGAAGGGGGACCCCGUCCCCUACGAGAUCAUCAACAACUACUUCUCCAUUGGCGUGGACGCCUCCAUCGCUCACCGAUUCCACCUCAUGCGGGAGAAGUACCCCGAGAAAUUCAACAGCCGGAUGAAGAACAAACUCUGGUAUUUUGAAUUUGCCACGUCCGAGACCAUCUUCGCCACCUGCAAAAAGCUCAAGGAAUAUCUGACCAUUGAGUGCUGUGGGCAGCCCCUGGACCUGAGCGGAGCCCUGUCGGGGGUCGCGGUCCUCAACAUCCCCAGCAUGCACGGCGGCUCCAACCUCUGGGGCGAGACGAAGAAGCCGCUGGGCGAGGCCCGGAAGGUGGGCGGCAGGAGCCAGCCCGAGGCCGUCACCGAUCCGGAGACGCUCAAGACCUGCGUGCAAGACCUGAGCGACAAGCGGCUGGAAGUGGUGGGGCUGGAGGGCGUGAUUGAGAUGGGGCAGAUCUACACGGGCCUGAAGAGUGCAGGCAAGCGGCUGGCCAAGUGCUCGGAGAUCACGCUGCGGACCCUGAAGUGCCUGCCCAUGCAGAUCGACGGGGAGCCCUGGAUGCAGCCGCCCUGCACGAUCAGGAUCACCCACAAGAACCAGGCGCCCAUGCUCCUGGCCCCGCCCCCCCGCUCCUCCAGCUUCUUCGGCAUCAAGAAGGGACCCCAUGAGUCGUAG
Molecule: messenger RNA, 2343 nt
Organism: Emys orbicularis (European pond turtle)
Lineage: Eukaryota; Metazoa; Chordata; Testudines; Emydidae
Gene: DGKA
Product: diacylglycerol kinase alpha
Exons: 24
Coding region: 1-2343 (780 amino acids)
Biological process (GO): lipid phosphorylation; intracellular signal transduction; diacylglycerol metabolic process
Cellular component (GO): plasma membrane
Molecular function (GO): calcium ion binding; ATP-dependent diacylglycerol kinase activity
Source: RefSeq, a predicted model, not a curated record